CAGGGAGACCAAUUUUAACCCGCGAAUUUUGCAUCACUGCGGUUGAGGGAUGCCAGCAAGUUAGUGAAGAUGUAUUAGAUUGCUCACUUUUAUGCGGAUUUUUUUUUCAACUUGCAAGCGUCAGUAUUGGGCUCCACGAAGGGCAACCUCUUUCGAGGCGAAGAAAAAACCGCUUCGCUACCGUACAGUUUGGCCGGAAAACCCCCACUUGCGAAGAAACGUUGUGAAUCAGAACAAGCACAUUUGUAGGCGCACAAAAUAGGGGUAAUAAAACAUGUAGCGUGAUUGUUCCGUGUCAACUCCCUUCUGCUUAUCACCCACUGGCCACCGCGUGUGCAUUUAUCUACACCCAUGUAGGGUUCAUCCCCUAAAGCGUAAUGACCAAAAGGGUGCAUACGUUUAUGCGAGAGGAAAGCUUUUUAUAUGCCCACCCCCAUGCGGGCGCUCCACAGGAAAAGCCAUUUUUUUUUUUUUUUUUCUCUUAACUAGCACUCAGUUUGGCUAAAUGGGAGGAAGCGAUAAUUAUUUCAGACUCACUGGUGACACACAAGCAAAGGAGCAACAACAUUACAAAACGAAGAGGAACAAACGAGUAGACGAAAAAGCAGAAUUAUUUUGCUUCAUAUGUUUAGAGGAAAAUUUAGAAAACUGUUAUUUAAUAUCGUGUUGUUCUGUAUGCACAGCUUGUGUACAUAAAAGAUGCUGGUACAGCUGGAGGAAAACCCAAAAGUUGAGUUCCCUACGGUCGAAGAUUUUGGGGCUGAACAAAUUAGACCCAUUAUUAUGCACCAUUUGCAAAACGGGGACUGCGAAGAUAGAAGACGAGAAGGACUUCAACUGGAUCGUUAACAAUAAUACGAAUAAAGAAUACCUGCAGGAUGAGUUGUUAAGAACGAUUGCUUCCAUUUUGAACAACGAAGGGAAUGACAGCAGCAUCCCCAUUCUUCAUUUCAGAUAUAUUUUUUCCAUUAAUUUACUUUUUUUAAUCAUCACAAUUGUAGUCAUUAUAAUUUUUACAGUCGUUUUUCACUUUACGGCCACGUACGUCCUGCUCAUUGCGCUCUUCGUGCUCUACGAGAUUAUCGUUCUUCAGAUCGUUCUCUAUCUCUACGUGCGGAUUAGGUAUAGCUAA
Molecule: messenger RNA, 1132 nt
Organism: Plasmodium vivax (malaria parasite P. vivax)
Lineage: Eukaryota; Apicomplexa; Aconoidasida; Haemosporida; Plasmodiidae
Exons: 1
Coding region: 506-1132 (208 amino acids)
Source: RefSeq, a predicted model, not a curated record